Molecule: messenger RNA, 1812 nt
Organism: Hordeum vulgare subsp. vulgare (domesticated barley)
Lineage: Eukaryota; Viridiplantae; Streptophyta; Magnoliopsida; Poales; Poaceae
Exons: 10
Coding region: 151-1524 (457 amino acids)
Source: RefSeq, a predicted model, not a curated record
AGGCCUUGCUAUUGGCUACACACAGCCACACAUCCAGGCUGCCUUCAACAACAUCCACUAGCUUGGCUGCUGCUCCUCCUCCUUCCCAAUUCCCCAAGAUCAGAAUUGGAGGGCUUCUGGUGCAGCACCAAGCAGGCACUCUCAGCAAGGAUGCCGGGCAGCAUCCGAAUCGCAGACAUUCAGCCACCGCUCACCGUGCCACUCUUCUUGCAAGUUAAGCUGGGAAAAAAAGAGUACAGCGGGAACGUAGGACAGGAUGGCUUCUCUUUUCCAGUUACAUCACUUCGUGAUAGCAUGGUGUUGUCGCUGUACGAUGCAGACAAGGAAUUGGUAUCCAAAACAGAAGUGAAGACACGGUCGAUUGUUGAGCUAGGAAGUACGGAUGUUGUGUUUAACCUUGAUAGUGGCGGACAAAUUAUUCUCCAGUUGCAGUUCUUGCUCAGCGAUGAAGAUCGCAAGCGCAUCCAAGAAAUGAGGAACUCUGUGAUGAAAAGAAAGCAGCAAGAGCUGUUUGGGAAUGACGAUGAACUUUAUUUCCAAGACAGCACAGCACCUAAAGAGCAGCCAGAAGAGAUCUCUGACAUACCAAGCAAAGAAGACCGUCUCACGCUCCGGAAGAGCAUGUCGACGGAUGAUCUGAAAGGGAGGGCUGUUUUUUCUGAAAUAAGCAUAGGUACGAAUACGGCGGCCCCAAAGAACCCGCCGUUGCAAACUUCGACGUCUGAAGGCCCCAUUGACAUAAAGCGUCUACCGCCGAAAAGUGACAUUGGCUCUAAGAGAGGGCAGGGUGAACAACAGGAUCGCAGGUCGAGCAGCGCGGUGAAGAAGAUGAUCAGCGCCUUCGAGAGCAGCUCUCCACAGGUACCGCCUUUGGUGCCAAGGAUCAAGUCGGAAGGGUCGUUGGAAGGGAUGCUGUCAGACAAAUCUCCUACUACUGUUGCGCCACCGAAUGUUUCAGGCCACACAAGGACAGGUGGCAAAGUGACCGUCACUUCUGGUGAUAUAGGGUCCGAGCCACGGUCAGGAAGGCGCGCUACGACGAUCAUCGGCAACAAGAAAGCAAGCGCGUCUAGACAGGCCGGUGGUUUGUUGAAUGCUCAGGAGAGCAGAAGACGGAGUUCCAGCAGGCGCGACAGAGCAGCCAAGACGAGCAUGGGGGAGAGUGCAGAGAAGCAAAAGCAUCAUCGUCGCUCCGUCGCUCCAACGCAUUCGGGCACGACGUCUAGUAUCGCCUGGAGUACUGGCCACCCACACAUCUGCAUCACCACCGCGAGCAGGCAGCUGAAAGACCUAGUCGGGCUUGAGCAUCUGAACUCGAUGAAGAAUGCAGAAGCAGAACGGAGCGUGAGGGGAGAAGACACCGAGCAAGGCAUGGGCAAUGACGACGACGACGCGGUAGGCUCUACCUCUAAGCGGCGGCGACCCGACGGGUUCCCGGCGCUAAAUGGGUGGCUGAUCAACCAGGGGGUGCGCGGCGUGAUCGUCAUCAUAGCCUGCGGUGCAGUGUUCCUCAACAACAGGUGAAGGAAGGAAGGAAGGAAGGAAGAAGAGGACUUGAUGCAAGAAGUCACGAACGUUCACUAGUUGAGUAAUGAGUGAACGUAUUUCAGAGGGAGACUAUAUAGUUGGACAGCCUCUUCUUCUUCUCCCUCCUCGCACUCACAUCUGCCAGCAGCACCAUACUCAGGCUGUGUUUGGUUGAGCUUUUGGAAGCUAAAACCUAAGCAAAGGGUGAAAAGGAGAAGCUGCUAUUGUAGGAUACCUGCAACAUUCAGAUCCAAAGGAAGAGCACACAGCCUGCCUUACCUGCAA